AUGGAUGAAACACAUAACAACAGGACUUCCUUGGUUAAAGGUGCCAAGGACAUCGCUAAAGAAGCCAAGAGGCACGCUUCCAAAAAUUUCAGCAAAGCUGUUGAUUCUGCCUCAGAUGAAUACUCAACUCAUCGCAGCUACAACCGUUUCCAGAACGAGGAUGAAGAAGAGAACAACUACAAUAAUUAUACUCAGCAAGACGGUAACUACGCUGACAACGUAGCCAACGAUGAGGACGGGGCCUCCAGCGACGCCACGGAGGGCCACGACGAUGAAGACGAGAUCUACGAGGGGGAGUACCAAGGCGUGCCUGCGUACAAUGAUGGGAAGUCACGGGAUGGUCAGGUGGCUCUGGGCCAGCCGGUUUCUGACAGCCUAAAGAGCCGCAAGGAGUUGGAAAAUGAGAGACAGGCAGAUGAGGAGGAGCUUGCCCAGCAGUACGAGCUGAUAAUGCAGGAGUGUGGCCAUGGGAGAUUCCAGUGGCAGCUGUUCUUUGUACUCGGGCUGGCGCUCAUGUCAGACGGUGUGGAGGUGUUCGUAGUGGGCUUUGUCCUACCCAGUGCUGAGACAGACAUGUGUGUCCCCAACUCUGGUGCCGGAUGGCUGGGUAGCAUUGUGUAUCUGGGGAUGAUGUUUGGAGCCUUUUUUUGGGGUGGCCUGUCAGACAAGCUGGGACGUAAACAGUGCCUGCUGAUAUCCAUGUCUUUCAAUGGCUUCUUCGCCUUCCUAUCCUCCUUUGUCCAAGGCUACAGUAUGUUCCUCGUCUGCCGCAUGUUGUCUGGCUUUGGGAUUGGAGGAGCAGUACCAAUAGUGUUCUCGUACUUUGCGGAGGUGUUGGCCCGGGAGAAGAGAGGAGAGCAUCUGAGCUGGCUGUGCAUGUUCUGGAUGAUCGGAGGAAUUUACGCCUCAGCCAUGGCCUGGGCUAUAAUCCCACACUAUGGCUGGAGUUUCAGCAUGGGUUCAGCCUACCAGUUCCACAGCUGGAGAGUGUUUGUGGUUGUGUGUGCGCUGCCGUGUGUCUCUGCAGUGGUAGCUCUCACUUUUAUGCCUGAGAGCCCCCGCUUCUACCUGGAGAUGGGUAAACACGACGAGGCCUGGAUGGUGCUCAAACAAAUCCAUGACACCAACAUGCGUGCCCGAGGAGAGCCAGAGAGAGUCUUCACUGUGAACAGGAUAAAAAUCCCCAAACAGCUGGACGAGUUGGUGGAGAUGCAGAAUGAGUCAGCCAACCCUGUGCUCAAGGUCCUCUUCAAGAUCAAGGCUGAGCUCAGAGGAAUCUGGUUGACUUUUAUGAAAUGCUUCAACUACCCAGUGAAAGACAACACUAUAAAACUGGCUACAGUCUGGUUUACUCUGUCUUUUGGGUUCUACGGGCUCUCUGUGUGGUUCCCGGAUGUCAUCAAGCACCUUCAGGCCGAUGAGUACGCCUCCAGAGUGAAGAUCCACAACAACGAACGCACUGAAGACUUCACCUUCAACUUCACCCUGGAGAACCAGAUCCACAGAAACGGAGUCUUUCUAAAUGACAGGUUUAUUGGUAUGAAGUUCAAGGCGGUCACAUUUAUCGACUCAUCUUUCCUCAACUGCUACUUUGAAGAUGUCUCCUCAGUUGGCUCUUUCUUCAAAAACUGCACCUUUGUAGACUCCUUCUUUUACAACACAGAUAUUGACGACACCAAACUAACAAAUUCAAGAGUGGUCAACAGCUCCUUCCACCACAACAAGACAGGCUGUCAGAUGACAUUUGACGACGAUUACAGUGCCUACUGGGUCUAUUUUGUAAACUUCCUUGGGACACUGGCUGUGCUGCCUGGAAACAUCGUCUCUGCCCUCCUCAUGGACAAAAUAGGACGCCUUAGCAUGUUAGGAGGCUCCAUGGUGCUGUCAGGCAUCAGCUGCUUCUUUCUUUGGUUCGGCACCAGUGAGUCUAUGAUGAUCUUCAUGCUCUGUCUCUACAACGGCCUCAGUAUCUCUGCCUGGAACUCCCUGGAUGUGGUCACCGCUGAGCUGUACCCAACAGACAGGAGGGGCACAGGAUUUGGCUUCUGUAACGCCAUGUGUAAGCUGGCAGCGGUGCUGGGCAACCUGAUCUUUGGCUCACUGGUUGGCAUCACCAAGGCUAUCCCCAUCCUGCUGGCAUCGUCCGUGUUGGUUGGCGGCGGGCUGGUGGGGCUCCGACUGCCAGACACACGUGCCAAUGUCCUCAUGUAAACCUCAACCCAGAACAGUAUUUUGUUUACCAGGUAUUUACUCAGUAUACUGAAUAACAUGUGGAUUUGUGGACAGAUUUAUUUAAAUAUCACAGAAACAAGCUGUUGGCUGUCAUCCUUGUUGUAUUUAUUAUUUGAUAAAUAAUGUUGACUGUGUUCACAAACUCAAAUACAGGAGAAGUGAUUGUUAUUUUUGUUAUUUCUGAGUUAAAUGCCUGGUAAAUAAUAAAGGAUAAUGAAAUGCAGUUUAACUUAACAAUAAGCUGUAAAUAUAAAGAGUUUGAAGACAGGAAUUCAAGAUAAAACAGCUGUUCAGACACAAGUUAGAAUUAUCAGUGGCGAUAAAACUCUGCAUAUCAGCAGCUCAUUAUCUACCAUGGGCUGUUUCACACAUGCAACCCACAAAUGCAUGUGUCAAAGCUGCAAAAGGCUUGGAAAUCUGACAACUGUUCCUUUCCAAAUCCUGCUCAGUCUUGCUCAGAUUAAAGGAAUAGUUUGACAUUUUGGGACAUAAAGUUAUCCCAAGCAGCCGUUAGCUUAGCUUAAAGACUGAAAAAAGCUAGCCUGAGUCUGAAAGUACAGUAACAAAAUACACCAACCAACACCUCUGAAGCUCACUCGAGAUAAAGACAGAGACAAAGGUUGCCCAGCAACAACAAUAGCAACAGUAACAACUAUACUAGUAGAAGUGUCUGAUAAUAGUAAUAAUGAUGAUAAUGGUAAAUGGACUGUUCUUAUGCAGCGUCUUUCUAGUCUUCUGGCGACUCAAAGCGCUGUACACCACAUGCCACGUUCACCCAUACACACACAUUCAUAUGAUGAUGACAAAGGCCAUCACAAACGGAAAGUAAUUCGUUCACACACAUUCACACAGCGAUGCACAGCAUUAGGGGCAAUUUGGGGUUCAGUACCUUGCUCAAGGACACUUUGACAAGCAGCAGGAAGAGUCGGUGAUUGAACCGAUCUCGAUACAUUGAGAUGCAUCGAGAAUCGUUGUGCAUAUUUUGAAGUCAGUGAAGAUUCACACCUCUAGAGGUGCUUGUAGGUGGAUUUGGUUACCUUUGGACAAAGCCAGGCUAACUAUGCUUAUGCUAAGCUAAGAUAACCGGCUGCUAGCUGUAGCUUCAUAUUUAGACAUGAGAGUAGCAUUGAUCUUCUCAUCGAACUCUCAGCAAGAAAGUAUGUAGAGUUCAAUAAAAUGUCAAACUAUUCCGUUAACUACAAACUAUUUUGUAAUUGUGUAUGUGAUUAUGCUCGUUUAUAUGUGUAUAUUUAGUAAUUUAUUAUUUCUUCUUUAUUGCUUCACCAGUGUGCUUUUAUGUUUUUAGGCCAGAAACUGAAGGUGCUUUUGACCUUUGUUUCUAAUCAGUAUUCCACUAAUGGUUGAUGAUGUUCAAGCCUUUUGCUGCAACUUGCAAGAAUGAUAAGGCCAUAGAAAAAAAAUCAAUAUAGUAGUUUAGUCAAAACCGGCAACUUCAGCAGCUACAUUUCUAAAGUGAAAAGAAGUUUACAUUUUCUGCUUUUUACAGUAAGAGACUUUUGAGAUUGGAAACCUUUUGUCUGAAUGCUUCCUCUCUCCCUCUCUUGUGUCUGUGUUGUGUUCGUCUCGUGGCACCGAGCUCACUAUGAAGGGCUUUGCUCUCCAUUGCAAUCUGAUCUGUCAAGAAGAAUUUAUACUCUGCUGUUAUAAUCUGCUCUCCUCCUUGUCUUUUUUUUUUCUCUUGCUCUAUCUGUCUCACCGUCUCGGUUUCCUCAUAGUGUCUCUCAUCCAGUCUUGUUCUCUUGCUCUGUUUAUCUCUUCCUGCCUUGCUGCUGCUCCCUCCAAAACUCAAAGGCCUUUCUCAAAUGUCGUGCCUCUCUCUCCAUUGAGCCCGUCUCUCCUUCCAAACCUUGCUGGAAGCUUUGCUGCUCUGUCCUGCCUCUAUUUUUAUUUAUGUUUUUUGUCUCUCAUCUCUUGAUACUGCACAGUGCAUGUAUGUGUGUAUGUGUGUGUGUGUGUGAGUGAGUGGGUGUGUCCAGACAAACCCUUAUAAGAUAAAAAGACCAUAUCCAGAAAGCCAAGUUUUGUUUAGUUUUUUUCAUGUUUUUUCUAUACCGAGGAACCGGGUGUUUUGGAGGAUUUGAACCACCUGAUAAAGUGAAAUUAAAAGCCAUGUUUAAAGGAUCAGUUCACCCAAAUUCCCAAAAAAACCAACAUAUUUAAUAGCCAUGCAAUUUAGAUUUUUGUUGUGCUGAGAUUUUAGCCAUUAAUAUAAUGGAGGUGAAUGAACAUGAGUUUAUACUGCUCCAAACAGAAAAGAAAAACAUUUGAUUACUGUCUACGGGCUUUACAAAGGCACAGCAGUAAGCUAAAUGUUAAUGUUAACAUGCUCACAAUGGCCUUGCUAACAUGCUGAUGUUUAGCAGGUGUAUUGUUUACUAGCUUCACCAUCUUACUUUUUGUUAGCAUGCUAACAUUUGCAUUAGUGCUAAACACAAAGUACAGCUGAGGCUGAUGGGAAUGUCAUUAAUUUUCCAGGUCAUAAAGCAAAGUAUUGGACAAAUUAAGAUUUUGAGUAUAAAAUUAAGGGAUCACCAAAUUACAGUUUGUCUUGAGCAAAACAUGAAUGUUUGCAACAAAUUUCAUGGCCAUCCGUUGUUGAGAUAUUUCACUAAAACCCCAAAUGUUGACCUAAUGGGGUCACCAGAUGAAAGGUCAGUGGAUGACCAAAGUCAGUAGGAUACAUCCUUUAGGGACCAUGGAUGUCUGUACAAUGUUUCAUGGCAAUCCAUCCAACAGUUGUUGAGAUUUCACUCCAACCAGCAUUGCCAUCCCUAGUACAAUGCAGCAAGAAAGAAAUUCACAGGCAAUGUGCAUUUCUAGAAACAGC
Morone saxatilis (striped sea-bass) is the source of this 5080-nucleotide messenger RNA. RefSeq names its product synaptic vesicle glycoprotein 2C-like. Gene Ontology annotation, molecular function: transmembrane transporter activity. Gene Ontology annotation, biological process: transmembrane transport; chemical synaptic transmission. Bases 1 to 2211 code for a protein of 736 amino acids. The transcript has 12 exons. Gene Ontology annotation, cellular component: membrane. NCBI's taxonomy places the organism in Eukaryota, Metazoa, Chordata, Actinopteri, Moronidae. The record is from RefSeq and is a predicted model, not a curated record.